Messenger RNA from Lachancea thermotolerans CBS 6340, 4140 nucleotides. It is a transcript of the gene LTE1, whose product is annotated as mitotic regulator LTE1. Gene Ontology annotation, cellular component: plasma membrane. The transcript has a single exon. The record is from RefSeq and is a predicted model, not a curated record. Gene Ontology annotation, molecular function: guanyl-nucleotide exchange factor activity. NCBI's taxonomy places the organism in Eukaryota, Fungi, Ascomycota, Saccharomycetes, Saccharomycetales, Saccharomycetaceae. Bases 1 to 4140 code for a protein of 1379 amino acids. Gene Ontology annotation, biological process: positive regulation of GTPase activity; Ras protein signal transduction.
AUGGUUCCUGAAGACCUUCAGGAUGAAAUUGAGCAAGGAGGUAGGAUCUUUGGAACAGAUGACUACUACCCGAUGCCCAGCGAAGAAAAACUUAGCUUUUCGAAAAGAGGUUCCAGCACGCUGAUCAUAAAGACAGACAUAAGCGCCCUAAUUGUCAAGCUUACGUCCCCGAUGGACCCUAUCGACUACCCCUUCCUUUCAGACUUCUUUCUGUCUUACAGAAAAUUUCUGGCGCCGCAAGAGCUACUAAAGCUUCUGGUAAGCAGACUUCAGUGGGCUUUUAACGAAAGCUUGAGCGCAGAUAGCAAUAAACAACAAAUUGGACAAAUUGCCUCUGUCAGAACAUUUGUUCUUAUACGACACUGGAUUCUGAACUACUUUGCUCAAGAUUUUUUAACAGACGACGCAUUAAGGUCUCAAUUUGUUAAUUCUGUAAACUCUCUUUCGUGGGGGGCAUCAGACGUUGCUCCAAAGUCGAUUUGCGGAAUAGUCAUAAACAUUAAAAAAUCAUGGGGUUUUUGCUUGAGACUUAUGUGGGAAGGACUGUCGUUCGAAGACCAGCCUACCAGCGCCAAUGAAUGGCUUGAAUUUAAGAUAAAAGAUGUAGCCACGCACUUAUCAACUAAAAACGGAAAACGCUUGAGUUUUUAUGCGCUGCAAAGCUCACAAAACCCAGAAUUUCGUAACCGGAGCGUAUUGUCUCUAUACGUUGGGAAGGAAAAUUUUCAGUUGCCAGAACACAAUGCGCGGGUUAAUACAAAACAAGGCGCCAAGAUAAAGCAAAGAACUGCAAGCAUGUUUCUAUUUCCGCAAGAUAAUCUUUCAAGCGCAGUUUUGAAAGUGUCCAAUGAUAAAGUUGGAAACUCAGAUGAGGUUAGCCAAAAUGCGCCUAACAGCAGCGGUGUAUCAGAGGUUAUAAAGGAUUUACAGUACCCUCCAUCUCCAUCUAUUGACAAAGUCAUCCCCCCAACUCCGGCCAAAAAGGUUGAAUUUAUUUUAAGAUCGUCAUACUUUCCCUCAGAGAUACUCAGCGAAGAAGAAGCUAAUACAAGCUCUACAUCCCAAAAGUUGAAGAAAGAGCCUCAUCUACACUCAUACAACAAGGGAAUGAUGGGACUGCUGUCUAAAUGGAAAAAGAAUCAUACUUUGAGGUCUGCGAACCAGAAAAUCAAUCAAGAAUCGCCAAGCGCUGAAUUUGAAAACCUCAUCAAACUUGUUUUUUCCAUAACGUCGUUAGAAAACAAGCAAUACAGCUCCGAGGAACUCAAAAGUGUCGUAUCUUCAAAGUUUGACAUAUUAAGUGCAAGGACUAUUGAUGAAGUUGAGUACUUCUUGGCAGUGGAAAACGAUUUAUUGUCGAAAAUACGCAAGCAAGAUCACUUUACUACUGUUGAGGGCGGAGCUGACGAGCAAACCCAAGAAAGAGAUGCUGAAACAGUUAGCGCUAUGGACAAUCUUAACCUCUACAAAACAGUUAGCUCGAUCGCAUCAUCGGUAAUCUCGCUCUCGAAAACGUUACAGUUUCAACACGCAGUUUCUCCCUCAGCUGCCGCCAGAGAAAGGCGAAGAGUGAGAAGUACGGAUGGAUUAUUGGGAAAUAAAUCUGUCCUCAAUUUCACGGAUGCUCUUCUUACGUCUGAUGUGAAUACGCGAAUUUUGGAAAACGAUGCGCCACGUAAACUUGUAUUCCAUGGACACAGCACGACUCGCGAAAGGCAUACAAACAGCGAACUUAAAUUUCGUUACUCUAACAUGGCUGAUGCCGUUAUCCGACUGAAUCACUCUACACCCAGCGUAAUGCAGACAUCCGCACUAACAAAGUCGACCAAUGGUACACGGUCAAGGGGCUCCCCCACCAAAGGGGUACGAAUCUCAUCUAGUAUCACAGAGAUUGAUGAUACAUUCUCAAAACAUAAUGAGAGUACUCCACAAGCAGAAGAAGUCUCAAAUGCAGGCUCGCACAUUAGCCGACCAUUGAAGAGAAAAGAAAGUUUAGACAACUUGCGUGAAUUCAAUUUCGAAGAAAACUUUGAUCAGAAGAACGGCAGCCAAUCUAAACUCGAUCACAAAAUAAACCACAAUGAGUUACAAAGCGACGCCGAUGAUGACAACUCUAGUUUCUUCACAACUCUUGAUGAUAUGAGCAUGAGCAGGAACUCGAAACACAUGACUCCAGCUUCUUCUGCUGCCCAAAAAUCAGUUACCAGUAGCGGACGUAUCAGCAUUAUCAGGAGCCGAGGACCAAGUGUCAGCAACGCGGUUACAAUAAGUACCACAAACUUGGUGGCCAAGGAUGGGGCUUUUCUCAAACUUGACGAGGAACUUCUUAACAAUCAAGAAGAGAUCAGAAACCUCGAAGAGAGAACUUCAGCCUUAUUUUUUGACAAGGUUGAAGAAGAAGGCGCAAAAAACAUUAGGUCCUCCAUUGCAACUUCUGUAUCCACGCAGUUAUUGUUUUCCUCUAAGCAGAGUAGCCCAAACAAGAUAGAGAAAAAUGAUUUACUCGAUAAUGACGAAUUUCCUCAGGGAAAUAAACUUAUUCGCUUGUCAUCAAUACCAAGUAUGCAUUCCAUCGUUAGCGGCGAUUCGUUCUCGUCUUUCCAUACCAUCAAUUCUUUCGAACAAAACUCGAGGGCUGACAUAUCGCACAAACUUACUGUCGACACUCCCUCUACAGGUGCCAAACCUGAAAAAAAUGCUCCAAAUGAUUCCCUUUUGGUACCCGAUGCCGAAGGAAGCAGUGGAAACAAAUACUUGUUUUCCCCAGAUACAGAUAGCCUAGACUUUGCCUCUCCAGAAAAAAACAUGGAAGACCUCAAAAAUAAGUUCAUUAGCCCAAUUACUAGUGAAACUACUUCUUUUAAUGAAGAUGAUUUGUCGAGAGACAACGAAGGUGAAGAAGGAGAGCCGACAGAAGAGCAGCAGCUCGAUAACGGUUAUCAAGAAAAACCGCAUAAUGAACACCACCGACGUAGUAUUACGCCAAUAGUGUCUCCUUACAAAGCUAAUGACAGCAGGCUUAACAGGUUUGCGAAACUAACUGAUGAGUCUCUGCACGGCGAUCCCGUAAAUGUGGCGCUUAUGAAGUUAGAAGGCACUUUCAGCAAAACAGACCAAAACAAAGAACAGAGCGACUCAGAUAUGGAGAGACUGAAGGAACGACGCUUGACCGGCCUUGGAGCACGAGAAAGAAAUUCCUUCCUGAUCGAAAGAAGAAGGCAGGUCAAAAGUGAAGUCCCUUUCACACCUUGUACAAAGGACUUUUCCUAUGAGCGUGACCAAAAAGUUACAAACGAUCAAAUUACCGAGCUGCUGCAAAACUAUAAAAUCCAAGACAGUAGACUCAACAUCUCAAAUGCCGAACAGCAUGUCCCCUUCAUAUUGAUGUAUGACUCUAAGUCGAUUGCUGAGCAACUGACGCUGAUUGAGCGAGAAAUAUUGAAUGAGAUAGACUGGAAAGAUUUGUUGGAUUUGAGAGUGAAGCGCAAGGUGCUACCUGUGACGAGUUGGUUGCAGUUACUACUACAGAAUGAGCAACUAUCUGGAAUAGAUUUAGCAAUUGCGCGCUUCAACCUGACAGUAGAUUGGAUUAUUUCUGAAAUUGUCUUAACACGCGAUAACAAGCUCCGAAGGAACACAAUACAGAGGUUCAUUCACGUCGCAGAACAUUGCAAAUUGUUUCAAAAUUACAAUACCCUGAUGCAAAUAGUACUGGCCUUGAGCUCCCUGGUAGUACAAAGCUACCGCGACGCCUGGAGACUCGUGGAGCCUGGCGAUCUUCUUUCGUGGGAGUCACUAAAAAAUGUCCCCUCAUUGGAGAAGAAUUAUUAUAACAUCCGGAUGCUUCUCAAUGAUAUAGAGCCUAUAAAAGGUUGCAUUCCCUUCAUUGUAGUGUAUCUGUCAGACCUAACGCUCAACUCUGAGAAGAGCAAUUGGAUUACCCCACAUCAAGUCCUAAACUACAGUAAAUUUCAAACAAAUGUUCAGAUUGUUAAGAACUUUAUCCAAAGGGCUCAAUGGUCAAAGUUUUACAAUAUUAGUGUUAAUGAUGAAUUACUGAGCAAGUGCGUUUACAUCAGUUGCCUAACACAUGAAGAGAUAGACCAUUUGAAAAGUCAGCAAACCAAAAGCGCAACAUAG